Miscanthus lutarioriparius is the source of this 2691-nucleotide messenger RNA. The record is from the annotation of a GenBank genome assembly. NCBI's taxonomy places the organism in Eukaryota, Viridiplantae, Streptophyta, Magnoliopsida, Poales, Poaceae.
AUGGCAUCAGAAGCUCCUUGCAGAUUUGCAUCAAACUAUACCAUCGACAACAAGAGACGCCAAGUGCAACAGAUGGGUGCAGGGACUUCUAAGCCUGAGUUGAAGCCUGAGUUUAAGGACUUUCAUGCCAAUACUGUUGAAGAGGCUGUGAAAAAACUAGCUUCUUAUUUGGAGGACACAAGGGUGCUAAACCAGGCCAUCUACUUUUAUGGAUGGGGAGGACUUGGUGCAUCUGCUGUCCUUAACUCGAUCGCUGAACACCCUCCACCGUCUGUGAGAAACAAAUUUCAGAAUAUUAUACACAUUGAUUGCUCAAGGUGGAGAAACCGGAGAGCAGUCCAGAGAAUGGUGGCACACAAACUAAGGCUUCCUCAACGUGUAAUGGCUAUCUUUGAUACACAGAACGAGGAUGAUGAUUUAGCUGGUGUGGAUGAAUGCUCUAGGGUUGAGGUAUUGUGGACAUUCCAAGGAAGGCUUCGUGCCACCGAUGCACGUAACAAAAUACAGGGAACUGAGGCAGUGGGCACUUCAUAUCUGUACCUUGGUUCAAUUUUUUCUAAGAAAAGCUCUGAUUUAUCCCACAGGGUUGAAAUACUGCGUGAGGAAGCUGCAGAAAUAGCACAAUACACGAAUAAGCUUAUGGUCACUAGGGAAAUAGCUGAAGUGUGUUGUAGGUAUUUGUUAUCAUUGAAUUCCAAUGCUACCACCUCUCUAGACUUCAACUGGGUCACUCAUGCCUCAAACUAUUGGGUUUGUGAUGGGAUUCUACAAGAAUUCCAGCGAGAGGAAGCAUGGGAGGUUGCCACUGCGUUGCAUGAAGAGUUGCGGCUGGAGGGCCUCUCAUCUUAUAGAAAGACCUAUUCCUUUGAUGAUACAGCAUCUUGGAUUGUGGUCACCGAAGGUAUUGUACCAACAGUACAGCCUGAAACAACAUCAUUCUUUUUGGCAAUUAAGGAAAAAGAUGACCGUUCAGUAGUGUCAUUACCCAAGGACAUGUUCCAAAUAUCAGAGCAACUUCAUGUAUUGAAACUCUGCCACUGCACCUUCAGCUUUUCUUCACCUCCGUUCCUUUGUUGUCGAAACAUAAGAUUCCUUGGAGUUGAUAGCUGCAAGGAUGAACCACAUGAUAAACCAGAAGAAUACAAAGAACAAGAAGAGGAGGGAAAUGUCAGCCCAACAAUAGGAGAAUUCUUUCAAAGCCUAUGGGUGCUAGACGUAUGUCGAACAGAUUGGGAAUUGAUUGUAUCCCCAAAUACAAUAGAGAUGGUGGCAACAAACAUUAGGGAGAUCAAUAUAAAGAGCGGAAGAAUCUGGCACAACAAUCUUUCAUGGACAUGUCUAGGUAACAUUCACAAGCUUCGAGUGGUUGACCCUACACGUCCUUGGGAGACAGGCAAUGAGGAUGAAUUUAAGGAUAUGGUGAAGCUGGAGCUUCUUGACCUGUCAGAGAAUAGCACAAUAAAAUUAUUGCCAAGCUUGUCAGGUGCAAUUGGCCUCAAAACCCUUAUUCUAGAUGAUUGUAUUGGAUUGCAACAUGUUGUGCCUGAAACACUCCCUCCAACUCUUGAAACAUUUAGCUUAGAUGUUGGAUAUCAAGAAGCUAAAAUCUCCUGUAUCUCCUUGGCUGGUUGUGCAAGACUGGUCAAUUUCAGAUUGCAUGGGUCAGUAAUGAACCUUGAGGAGUUGGAUCUCUCUAACACAUCAAUAAAAAAACUUGAUCUCACUGACGAAGUGGUGCAGGUCCCAUGCCUACAGCGCAUCAUCUUGCUGGGAUGUGAGCAGCUUGGUGCUGUCCUAUGGCCAAAGCAUGGAAUGCCCAAACUAAUGGUGCUAGGUAUUGACACUCGGGGAGGCCCAGAAGCAGUUAAUUCAAAAACACUACAUGAUUCUUUUGUCAAUAAAGAACGAGAAGAAGGUUGCCAUGCAUUUAUUGCUGUCUCGGACAUGAGGUUCAUUCAGUCAUUGGUGUUAACAAGUGCCGAUAAGUUUUGCUGGAACACUGACCCUAGAUAUGAUCUGAAUAUUUGCUUGUAUUCUACUAGCAAAGAUGUCGGACAAAACUAUAACAAUGUGAAAAUGGGCCCUCUACAGAAGUGCAGUGUAAAUUAUGAUAGCAAUAGUGUGUGGCAGUUUCAUCCACUGGACCGCCAUGUAGAGAUUGAGACGUUUUGGGCAGCUGAUCUCUUGACAGCGCGUUGCAUUUGGAGCAAAGGAAGAACAAUCAACAUCAAGGACACUGAAUCCUUUGCAAAACUGCAGGCUAUACGUCUCCACUCCUGUCCUAAGCUUACAUUUGUUCUUCCACUGUCAUGGUUCAAUACCCUGUCUAGCCUUGAGACUCUUCACAUCGUCUGUUGUGGUGACCUCAGCCACGUAUUCCCUGUGGAAGCAGAGUUUCUGAACAAAAUAGGUACUGGCCAUCCAAGAGGUGUCUUGGAAUUCCCAAAGCUGCAGCACAUAUAUUUUCAUGAUCUUCCCAAGCUACAUCAGAUAUGUGAGGCCAGGAUGUAUGCUCCUGAGCUCAAGACCAUCACAGUGAGGGGAUGCUGCAGCCUUAAGCACCUCCCGGGCACCACUGACCGCCCAUAUGACCGCCCUGUCGUGGAUUGUGAGAAGGUAUGGUGGGAGAAGCUCGAGUGGGAUGGGAGGGAGGCUAGCCACCACCCUUCCCUUUUUGACCCACGCCACUAA